Molecule: messenger RNA, 3372 nt
Organism: Chelonoidis abingdonii (Abingdon island giant tortoise)
Lineage: Eukaryota; Metazoa; Chordata; Testudines; Testudinidae
Source: RefSeq, a predicted model, not a curated record
CGUCAAGGGGCGGGGGCGGGGGCGGGGGCAGCGGCGGCGGUUGGUAACGGCGGGGGCGGACUGAGCCGCAAAGCGGCGAUUAGCCUAGUUCGGAGGCAGCUGCCGUUGCCGCCUCUCCGGCUCAGCGAGCUCUGGAUGGCUUCUUCUGAAUUUCAAGUGUUGUCCCAAGAUGAACUCCGGAAAAGACUUUAUCAGACAUUUAAGAACCGAGGUGUUUUGGACACACUUAAGACGCAGCUCCGAAACCAGCUAAUCCAUGAACUGAUGCAUCCAAUUUUAAGUGGAGAACUUCAGCCACAACCAGUGUCCAGUGAAGGCAGUUCAUUGUUAAUUGGAGCUUCCAACAGCCUGGUGGCAGAUCACCUGCGCAGUUGUGGCUAUGAAUAUUCACUUUCUGUUUUCUAUCCAGAAAGUGGAUUAGAAAAGGAGAAGGUGUUUACUAUGCAAGAUCUUCUGCAACUAAUUAGGAUCCAUCCAAAAUCCAGUCUUUACAAGUCAUUGACUUCAGGAGCUCAAAAAGAGAACAAAAAAGGUUUUCUUAUACAGAUGUUAAUGGAGCUGACAGAGCAUCACCUAUGUAAGGAAAGUCGCAACGCAGAAACUCAGACAAUCUCAAUGCCUCCUUAUAGAGAAUCUCUUGUUGAGAAACUUCAGCUGAUUGAUGAACAGUUUGCAGACAUUUAUCCCCAGCAUCAGAAAUUUGAGUCUUUAGAAGUGAAACUCAUUGAAUAUCGAAAAGAAAUAGAGGACCAGCUUCAAGCAGAAAUGUCUGAAAAGUUACAACAUUUCAAAGAGGUUGAAAUAUCAAAGAUCAGAAUGGAAGAGAAAGCACAAUGCCAGAAAGAAGUUUCUGAUUUGCAUCGAGAGUUUGAAAGGACAAACCAAGCCAAGUCUGAGGCUCUGAUUGCUCGUGAAAAGAAUGCUAUUGAAAGACUUCAAAAACAACAGGAGAUUGAAGCAAAGGAGGUUUAUACACAAAGACAAAGUCUGCUGAAAGAUAUUGAAAUGAUAAGAACCAGAGAGGCAGAACUGAAGCAAAGAAUUGAAAGUUUUGAACUUGCUCAGAAACUUCAAGAAGAAAAAAAUAAAGCUGUUGAUGAUGCACUGCGACGUCGGGAGAUAGCUGUGAAGAACAUUGAGGAGACUUACGACCAAAAGCUUAAGAAUGAACUCCUGAAAUAUCAACUCGAGUUGAAGGAAGAAUAUAUAGCCAGAACCACUAAGGUUACUGAAGAUGAGAAAAAGAAUAAAGAGAAGGCUAUACUUCUGCGUGAAGAGGCCAUUGCUGUUAAUUCAAAGAAGGAAGAACUCAAACAAGUUGUAUCACACGCAAAAGAACUGGAGCUGGAGCUGGAUUCAGUAAAGGCGCAGGUGCUAUUGGUAAACAAACAGAAUCAGUUGUUGACAGAAAAAUUGAAAGAGAUUGCGGACUAUCCCUUGUUAAAGGAAGAGAAACUGGAGCUUCAGGUGCAAAAUAAACUACUUAAACAACAACUGGAGGAGACUCGCAAUGAAAACCUGCAUUUCCGAGACAAGUUAACUCAGCCAUCAGCUGAACAUGUAGCCUGCCAGGCAGAAUUGAGGAGAAUUGAACAUGCUAAAAAGCUGGUACAGGAUGAGUUUGAAACCCAUAAACAGCUUCUGGAAAAGCAACUGCAAAGUGAGGUUGAACGUUGUGCACAAUUAAAGAUCCAGCUGUUAGACUAUGAAACUACUAUCAGAAAGCUAAACGUACAGGUUGAAGAUUUGAAAUUGCAGCUGAAGCAAACACAGACAGUUCUAGAGAAUGAAGUGUAUCGGAAUCCCAAACCUUCUCUUGUUGAUCGUUCUGUCAUUGACUUCACUGGUGAUAGGAUUGUACCUCAUGACAUUUAUGUAGAUGGUGCUUUCUUGAAGAACCGGGCUGUUACUGAUAUUGUUGUGGCAGAUGAUGUACCAAAUGUUGGUUAUCGCCAGCAUUCACGGACCUGCAACUCUUCUCCAGAUUCUGACCUUGAAUUUGUCGCCAAAACCAAAGCUAGGAUAAAAGAACUAGAAAAAGAGGCAGAGUAUUUGGAAGAGGCCUACAGAAAUUACCAGCAUAGAGUCAUUCAAGGUGCAGUUGCAAGCAGGACACCAACAAAGACUAAGUCCCCUCUACCUUUACGAAAUGCUGUUAGAUUCCCUUUGGCUUCUCAACACAGAGUUAUGUUUGUAGAAGAUGACCUUGGCUCUCAGCAUUUCUCUCUUAGCAGUCCGAGAGGCCCAAGAUAUGUGACACCUGGGCAUGAUGAUGUCUUGAAAAAUCAUCUAACUACUCCCCGAAAAAGAGUCUCUUCCUCCAGACGUCUUUCUUCUACUCCUCUUUCCAAAGUGGAGAGAAACAACAAUAGCCAUAUACUUCCAGAAGAUAGCAGCGAGUCGUACCUCGUCUCUUCCCAACAGAGUGUCGACCAGCCUCUUUCUCCUAUUUUGAGGACAGGCCAUCUUUCAUCUUCUGAGUCUGCUCCUUCAUCUCCAACCAAUCAUGGACAAAAAUUAAGUCUUCAUGAACAGCAAGCUGAUAAUCAGGACUUCAAUGACUCUUCAAAGCCAGAGAAGCUAGCAUAUGAGGACCUUGAAGAAAAUAAUUCUUCUCUUAAUGAUCAAGGGGACAUUCCAGAGCAGCUCGAAAGUGAUGUGUCACAUCCAUCUGGAGACAGCGUCAAUGGGAGCAAUGUCACAAACGCUGUGCCAGCAACAGCCACUUCACAGCAGGAUUUAACAGUGGUUGAUCAAAGCCAGUCUGAAGAACAGAAAAGAGAAGAGAAUGAGAAAAAAUGGGAAGAAGAAAGGAGAGAAAAAGACGAAAGAAGGCAAAGAGAAAGGCAGGAAGUGCUGGAAAGAGAGGAAAGAGAACUAGAAAAACUGAAUGAAGAAAUGAAGUUGAUCCAAGAUUCGUUGAAAAGUGAAGAAGAAGAAAAAAAGACAGACCAUGAAGUGGAAGAGUCAGAAAUCAGUAGUCCUGAUGCUAAAGACAAUUUGUGUGACCCUCGUCCUAAUCCACUAGAAAAAUACAUGAAACUGAUACAGCAGAGCAGAGAGCAGGAGCUGACAAACAAGAGCUCCAAAAAAGAGGAAGUGGAAGAAGUAUCACUGAUAGAGAGACUUCUGUCUAGUGAAAAAGAUGACAGUGCUGCAGGCGUCUCUCAUGGAGAACCGGAUGAAGACUUCUGGUGAAUAGCAGCUAUCAUCUCCUAAUGAUCACCACCAUGGAAGAUGGUGUGAAAUUAUGUAAAACAAAUAGUCACUACACCACCAGAACUGAAUAUUUUCAUGCACAAUGGUUUCAGCAGAGGAUCAGAAUUAAAGUUUAACAUGUUCAUAUUAAAAAAAACUAGCCUUUUACAAAGA